Molecule: messenger RNA, 315 nt
Organism: Aureococcus anophagefferens
Lineage: Eukaryota; Pelagophyceae; Pelagomonadales; Pelagomonadaceae
Exons: 1
Source: RefSeq, a predicted model, not a curated record
CUCACGAAGCAGAGCGUCUGGCUGAAGGACUGGCGACGGCGCUACUUCGUCUUGAAGAGCUCGAAGCUCUUCUUCUGCAAGGGCGAGUCGUCCGUGCCCCACGGCAUGAUCGACCUCGCCUCCUGCAUGACGGUCAAGAGCGCCGAGUACAAGGCGCACAAGCGCAACGCGCUCGAGGUCUCGACGCCCGACACGACGUACCUCAUGUUCGCCGACAGCGAGAAGGAGAAGGACGACUGGAUCGGCGCCAUCGGCCGCGCCAUCGUCCGCUGCUCGUCGACCUACACGAACGACGACGGCAUGGAGGGCGACGAC